AUGGACUCUAUUGGGGAAGUUGAUGAUAUGAUUGAAGAGGAACAAAACGAAAAAAAAAACCAAGGAAGGUCAGAGAAUGUUCAAAAAUUAACAUCAAAGCAGGCACGAAACACUGCAGAAGUUCACCAACCUGCAAGAAGUGAAGUACGUCUUCCAGAAAAGGAACAUCUAUCAACGACUACUAAGUCAACAACACCAGACAAGGAGCAGCAUCCAAAAAUACCAGUAAAUAAUGAAACUUCUCUCGACAGAAACCAACGUCACGUAUUUCCUAAACCUCCAAGAGUCUACCAACAGUGUCGUUACCUUUCAGCUUUUCUCGACAGAAAUCAACGUCAUGUAUGCCCUAAACCUCCAAGAGUCUACCAACAGUGUCGUUACCUUUCAGCUUUUCUCGACAGAAAUCAACGUCACGUAUGCCCUAAACCUCCAAGAGUCUACCAACAGUGUCGUUACCUUUCAGCUUUUCUCAACAGAAAUCAACGUCACGUAUGCCCUAAACCUCCAAGUGUCUACCAACAGUGUCGUUACCUUUCAGCUUCUCUCGACAGAAAUCAACGUCAUGUAUGCCCUAAACCUACAAGAGUCUACCAACAGUGUCGUCACCUUUCAGCUUCUCUCGACAGAAAUCAACGUCAUGUAUGCCCUAAACCUCCAAGAGUCUACCAACAGUGUCGUUACCUUUCAGCUUCUCUCGACAGAAAUCAACGUCACGUAUGCUUUAAACCUCCAAGAGUCUACCAACAGUGUCGUUACCUUUCAGCUUCUCUCGACAGAAAUCAACGUCACGUAUGCUUUAAACCUCCAAGAGUCUACCAACAGUGUCGUUACCCUUCAGCUUCUCUCGACAGAAAUCAACGUCACGUAUGCCCUAAACCUCCAAAUGUCUACCAACAGUGUCGUUACCUUUCAGCUUCUCUCGACAGAAAUCAACGUCAUGUAUGCCCUAAACCUCCAAGAGUCUACCAACAGUGUCGUUACCUCUCAGCUUCUCUCGACAGAAAUCAACGUCAUGUAUGCGCCAAACCUCCAAGUGUCUACCAACAGUGUCGUUACUUUUCAGCUUCUCUCGACAGAAAUCAACGUCAUGUAUGCCCUAAACCUCCAAGAGUCUACCAACAGUGUCGUUACCGUUCAGCUUCUCUCGACAGAAAUCAACGUAAUGUAUGUCCUAAACCUCCAAGAGUCUACCAACAGUGUCGUUACCUUUCAGCUUCUCUCGACAGAAAUCAACGUCACGUAUGUCCUAAACCUCCAAGAGUCUACCAACAGUGUCGUUACCUUUCAGCUUCUCUCGACAGAAAUCAACGUCACAUAUGCCCUAAACCUCCAAGAGUCUACCAACAGUGUCCUUACCUUUCAGCUUCUCUCGACAGAAAUCAAUCAUGUAUGCCCUACACCUCCAAGUGUCUACCAACAGUGUCGUUACCUUUCAGCUUCUCUCGACAGAAAUCAACAGCAUGUAUGCCCUGA
This is a messenger RNA of Mytilus californianus (California mussel), 1473 nucleotides long. RefSeq lists its product as uncharacterized. The transcript has 2 exons. The record is from RefSeq and is a predicted model, not a curated record. Lineage: Eukaryota; Metazoa; Mollusca; Bivalvia; Mytilida; Mytilidae. The coding region runs from base 1 to 1473 and encodes 490 amino acids.